Messenger RNA from Geodia barretti, 765 nucleotides. NCBI's taxonomy places the organism in Eukaryota, Metazoa, Porifera, Demospongiae, Tetractinellida, Geodiidae. The record is from the annotation of a GenBank genome assembly.
AUAGACCUGAGCGGAAAAAAGGGCAUAGUCUUCGGGGUGGCCAACGACCGCAGCAUCGCAUGGGCCAUUGCCCGCAUUUUGGGCGAGGCCGGAGCUAGGCUCGCCCUGACCUAUCAGAAUGACCGUCUAAAGGACCGGGUAGCUCGCCUGGCCGAAACUGUUGACGGGUCUAUUGCCCUGCCCUGUGAUGCCUCUGACGACGACCAGAUCAGGACCGUGUUCGAGGAGGCAGGGAAAGCCUUCGGUGACAUUUCCUUCCUGGUCCACAGCAUUGCAUUCGCCAACCGGGACGACCUCGCUGGCCGUUUUGCCGAUACCGGCCGCGAGGGUUUCAGAGUUGCUCUGGACGUAAGCGCAUAUACCCUGAUUCCCCUCGUCAAACACGCCGCCCCCUUGAUGAAGGGCGGUGGCAGCAUAAUUGCCAUGACCUUCGAAGCAUCCCAAAAGGUGUACCCAGGCUACAACGUCAUGGGGACCGCCAAGGCCGCGCUCGAACACAGCGUCCGGCAGUUGGCUUCGGAAUUUGGGCAGGACAACAUUCGGGUCAACGCAAUAUCUGCCGGCCCACUGGACACUCUUGCCGCCAGGGGGAUUCAUGGGUUCCUGGACAUGAAAAAGAUCCAUGCGGAAAGGGCUCCGCUAAAGCGCAACAUCGUGGUGGACGAAGUUGCCAAGACCGCUCUCUUCCUUUGCAGCGAUAUGUCCAGCGGAAUCACAGGCUCAAUAAUUCCGGUGGACGCGGGCUACCACAUCAUGGCAGUUUAG